This is a messenger RNA of Akanthomyces muscarius, 1515 nucleotides long. RefSeq lists its product as uncharacterized. Gene Ontology annotation, molecular function: L-serine O-acetyltransferase activity; homoserine O-acetyltransferase activity. The transcript has a single exon. Gene Ontology annotation, biological process: L-homoserine metabolic process. Lineage: Eukaryota; Fungi; Ascomycota; Sordariomycetes; Hypocreales; Cordycipitaceae. The record is from RefSeq and is a predicted model, not a curated record. Bases 1 to 1515 code for a protein of 504 amino acids.
AUGAAGUCUCAUCGGCAGCUGGCCACGGCCGCUCGGCACUUGCGCCGCCAUGCGCUCUCAUCGCCAUCAUCCUCGUCAACCUCGCGCGGCGCCCUCACCACCUGCCGUCUCUUCCAGACCUCCUCGCCCGUCCGCUCCGGCGGGUCAGCCUCCAACCCCGCCAUGGCAUUCCCCUGCCUCGACGCCAUGGAAACCCGCUCCGCCACCCUCCAAAACUCAUCCUCCAGCGCCGGGCCGGAGCCGUCCUACACGUCGGGCGUCACGCAGGUCUACCACUGCGACGACCCCCUGCGCCUCGACUGGGGCGGCGUGCUGCCCUCGUUCGACAUUGCCUACGAGACCUGGGGCGCCCUCAACGCCGACAAGUCCAACGCCAUCCUCCUGCACACGGGCCUCUCCGCGUCCUCGCACGCGCACUCCACCCCCGAGAACCCGUCGCCCGGCUGGUGGGAAAAGUUCAUCGGGCCCGGCGCGCCGCUCGACACGGACCGGUACCACGUCAUCUGCACAAACGUCAUCGGCGGCUGCUACGGCUCGACGGGCCCGUCGAGCGUCGACCCGGGCCACGGCGAGCGCUACGCGACGCACUUUCCCAUCCUCACCAUGGACGACAUGGUGCGCGCGCAGUUCCGCCUCCUCGACGGCCUCGGCAUCGACCGGCUCCACGCCAGCGUCGGCUCCAGCAUGGGCGGCAUGCAGUCGCUCGCCGCCGGCGUGCUGUUCCCGCAGCGCGUCGGCCGCAUCGCCUCAAUCAGCGGCUGCGCGCGCAGCCAUCCCUACAGCAUCGCCAUGCGCCACACCCAGCGCCAGGUGCUCAUGAUGGACCCCAACUGGAACCGCGGCUUCUACUACGGCCGCGUGCCCCCGCACGCCGGCAUGAAGCUUGCCCGCGAAAUCGCCACCGUCACCUACCGCUCCGGCCCCGAGUGGGAGCAGCGCUUCGGCCGCCGCCGCGCCGACCCGGCCAAGCCGCCCGCGCUGUGCCCCGACUUCCUCAUCGAGACGUACCUCGACCACGCCGGCGAGAAGUGGUGCCUCAACUACGACCCCAACUCGCUGCUGUACGUCAGCAAGGCCAUGGACCUGUUCGACCUCGGCCGCCAGAACCAGCUGGCCACGCAGCAGCGCCGCGCCGAGCGCCAGGCGUCUGGCCAGGAGGCCGCGGCCGGCGCGUGCAGCCUCACGCUGCCGGAGAAGCCGUACGAGGAGCAGCCCGGGUCGCACGUCGACAUGGACGAUCCCGCCCGCGCGCAGACGGGGUCGUCGCGGCCGCCCGAGGACCUGAUCCAAGGCCUGGCGCCGCUGAGGGCCACGCCCGCGCUCGUCAUGGGCGUGGCGAGUGACAUCCUGUUCCCGGCGUGGCAGCAGCGCGAGGUGGCCGAGUCGCUGCGCCUGGGCGGCAACCGCAACGUCACGCACGUGGAGCUGAGCGAGGAGAUGAGUCUGUUUGGCCACGACACGUUCUUGCUGGACCUGAAGCAUAUUGGCGGCAACUUGAAGAACUUUUUGGAUUAA